This is a messenger RNA of Solea senegalensis (Senegalese sole), 1760 nucleotides long. It is a transcript of the gene ppt1, whose product is annotated as palmitoyl-protein thioesterase 1 (ceroid-lipofuscinosis, neuronal 1, infantile). Gene Ontology annotation, molecular function: palmitoyl-(protein) hydrolase activity. Bases 90 to 1001 code for a protein of 303 amino acids. Gene Ontology annotation, cellular component: lysosome. NCBI's taxonomy places the organism in Eukaryota, Metazoa, Chordata, Actinopteri, Pleuronectiformes, Soleidae. The transcript is spliced from 10 exons. The record is from RefSeq and is a predicted model, not a curated record. Gene Ontology annotation, biological process: protein depalmitoylation; receptor-mediated endocytosis.
CUGAAUUUGAUUGGCUGCUCUGUCUAAACGAAAAUAUCAUGUGACAGAAUCGACAAACAAGCAGGAACUGGCACAUAAGCGGGUCCAUAAUGGCAGCAGCGCUCCUGUGUUUCCUCCUGGCUGGUCCAGUGCUGCUGGCUGCUGCCGGUCCACUUGACUACUCCAACAAUGGCACACUACCGUUGGUGAUUUGGCAUGGGAUGGGUGACAGCUGUUGUAACCCUCUCAGCAUGGGUGUGAUAAAGAAGAUGGUUGAGAAGGAGAUCCCGGGAAUUUACGUGAUCUCACUCAUGAUUGGGAAAAGCAUCGUAGAGGACACAGAAAAUGGCUUUUUCAUGGACGUGAAUAAGCAGGUGUCCAUGGUGUGCAGUCAGCUGGCUCAGGACCCCAAGUUGAAGGGAGGGUACAACGCCAUGGGCUUCUCCCAGGGGGCACAAUUUCUGAGAGCUGUUGCUCAGCGCUGUCCCUCUCCAACAAUGAAAACUCUGAUCUCUGUCGGUGGUCAGCACCAAGGUGUGUACGGUUUACCCCGCUGUCCCGGCGAAAGCUCACACAUCUGCGACAUCAUCCGCAAAGCUCUGAACGACGGUGCUUACACCGACAUCGUCCAGAAACACCUGGUGCAGGCACAGUACUGGCACGACCCGUUAAAUGACGACCUGUACAAGAAGCACAGCCUGUUCUUGGCCGACAUCAACCAGGAGCGGGCAGUAAAUGAGACUUAUAAGAAGAAUCUCCAGCUGCUGGACAAGUUUGUCCUGGUCAAGUUCCUGAACGACACUGUAGUGGAUCCUGUAGACAGUGAGUGGUUCGGCUUCCUGAAAACUGGCCAGGCCAAGGAGACGGAGACUCUCCAGGAGAGUGUUCUCUACAAAGAGGAUCGUUUGGGCCUGGCAGCCAUGGACAAAGCCGGAAAGCUGGUUUUCCUGGCGACUGAAGGAGAUCACCUGCAGUUCACCCAAGAGUGGUUCAAGAAAAACCUGCUGCCUUUCCUUCACUAAAGCACCAAACAACACUUCUAAUGCUGAUUAGGGUUGCAAAAGGGGCGGUAGAGUACAUCCCCAGAAGACUUUCCAUGGAAAUUAAAGAGAAUUAACUGGAAAUAAUGAAACUAUGAUAUACAAAAUAAGCGCUUAGUUUUGAAAAAAUGCAUGCAAAGAUACAAUUAAAAGACACAACAGAUUAUUUGUGUGUGUAGGUAUAUAAGUAUAUACACAUGUAAGUAUAUGUGGCUCUCUAGCUGUGACUUCUCUUGGAAAUAACAUUUUUCUGGGCUUUUAAUGUCCAUGUCUCGAGCUGUCAACAGUUUUACUAUUGUGGUCUAUGGGAGAAUUGUUUUUUGUUGCAGUACCACUAGUGGCCACUGGGGAAAAAAGUAGCAGCAAAUACUCCAUCCAGUUCUUAUAAUACAUACAUGGCAUGUGAAGGAGGAAUGUAAAAUACAGUGCAUACAGAGGCGUGGCUUAAGUUCCCAAUCUUCAACUUUACUCACAUUAAUUCCCUUAAAUGGAAAGUUUGCAAUUUUAAAUGUCCAGACUUUUGCAACCCUGAUCCUGAAAUAUAUGAUCUGGCUUCAGAACAACGCAGAGAAAGAAUAAACCGAGGCUUAAAAACCUUUUUUGCACUGAUGACUUGUAGCAAAUCCACUAACACUGGACUCCAAUGUUAUUUCCUGAUUAUGUUUUAUUGCUUUUACAAAUGUUUGUUAUUAUUUUAACAGCUGAUGCAUUAAUUAUACAAUAAAGACAGACCAAACUACA